UCUGUCUGUCUGUUUCUCUCGGUCGGUCGGUCCCCCGGUCCCCCUGCUGGUCUCUCCUCGCUGUACCACCUGCUCUAAAGAUGGCCGCACGUUGGCUGGACGCCGCUGCUCAGCACGUCGAGCUGCUCUCGAGCCGCCUCUCGGAGCUCUGGUCGGCCGGACUGGGCCUGCUCUCGGCCGAGCUCGGGCUGGACCCGCCUCGCAAGGCCCCGCUCGGCCCGGCCUGGGCCGUCCUGCUCGCGUCGCUCGUCGGGCUGCUGCUGGCGGCGGCGGCCUGCGGCGCGCUGCUCGGCGGACGGAGGCGGCCGCUCGGUCUGCGUGGAGCGGCGAAGGAGGGCAGGGAAGCGCCGCUGCCGCCGCCGCCGCCGCCGGAGAGGGAGGACGCCGGAGGAGCCGAGGAGCAGCGGAGGAGGAGCCGGAGGAGAACGGCGGCCAAGAGAGCUCAGAUGAACGGGAGCACAGUUCUGGAAGCACACGAGCAUCCAGCAAUUUCUGAAGAAUCGGUGAAACGGACACCUCAAGUUAAAACAGAGAAGGGAAAGAAAAACAAGAAAAAACCCAAAUGUGAGAUGACCACAGGACAAUGUGUGUCAUCAUGCGAAGGCAAGGAACCAGAGGAGGGCACUUGGGAGACCAAGGUGAGCAACCGGGAGAAGCGGCAGCAGCGCAGGAAGGACAAGGAGCCCAGCGCUGAGUCAGGGUCCCCGGUGGGGGGCGAGACCCAGGCGGAGCUGUUGGCCGCCGCCACCCCCCCCGCAGGCCUGAAGAAAAAUCGAGGGGAGGACUUCUGUGACAAGGCUGGGCAGGGAGAUGUUGCCAUCUCACAGUGUAAGGGCAACUGGUCUCAGCAGAAGAGUCUCGAGGGGAAAAAGUGGACAUGGGGAGGUGCGUGGGGAACGAGGUGGGCAAACGGGAGUGCUCUGUGUCUCUCAGCGUCGGCCCCCUGGAACGAGGUCCGGUCGCAGAACGGAGGGGCUUUCGCCGACACGGCCCUGAAGGCUCCGUCCCUCGUGGGUUCGUCGCAUGGCGAGAGGUGGUCCCCCGUCGUGAAAACCACUUCGCGCAGGAACCCUGAGCCCCCGACAUGGGGGCUGCCCACAGAAGGGGCAGGAUGUGUGGCACCGCCAUCCCUCCUCAAACAGUGGGACAGAGAGGAUUAUGAGUGGAACGACCUAUAUGAGACGGCUACUGUGGACCCUGGAUCCGACUGGAGCACUCCGCUGGAGCUGUGGGGCAACUACGAGCAGCCCCAGGCCGAGAACCCCCCGCCACCCAGGGAUCCCGUCGCCAUGGCGACCAAGGUAUCUGGCGAGGACAAGGAAAAGGGGGACUCGACUAACGCAGCAAACGGGAAAUCAAAAAAGAAGAAAAAGAGGAGGAAGACGGAAGAUGCCGGAGCUGCUCGACAGGAACCAGAGGAGCCCAUCAAGGUGGAGUUGGCCAAGGCGGUUCAGUCGAGGAGGCCGCUUCCAGAGAAGGUCCAUCCUCCAAGUCCCGCUGCUGCUGAGGCGAUGGCAGAACCACCUGCGGUGAGGCCAAAGAAGCUGUCGCAGAAGGUCGCUACCCCCUCGCAAGCCGCACAGGGGCUUCCAGAUCCACAGAGCGCCGUGGUCUCCUUAGCGCCAAAGCAGUCCGGAGAGGAGUUUGACCCUCCGAAGCAAGUCCAGAAGAAGAAAAAGGCGAGAAGAGAAACAUAAGACCCAAGGGGCCAAAUAUAUUAUAUACGUAUUUAUAUGCAAGUUAUUUCAGAAAAUUCAGCGUAAUGCAAUACCUGUGCUUUUUCUAGUCAUCUCUCGGGCCAAACCGACGGCAGAGGCCAAAGGAAGUUGUUUCUGAACUAUAUUACUGUACUGUGUGUACGCUGUACGGCGCCCUGUAUGGGGGGCCUGAAACAUACAGUCAGGUACAGGAUCACGAAGGGAUUCUUUUCCAGUACAUAAUUUAGAUAAUUUCCAAUACUUUUCUCUUUUUUUUCUUUUUUUUUUUGAAACGUAUUCGUUACGCCUGCGUUUAACCUCAGAAUUUGCUAAUAUUUUUAUACUCGCAGUUAAACUUACGUGAAGGAAAAAGGCGUGUGAGAUUUUUUUAAACCUUCUUUUUAUGCAGCGUCUCGGUAAAACCGGACUCGAUGGUAGCGAACGUAUCGGUAGCGGCUGAAGAUGCACGCGGCAUGACGCUCCGAGCGUGCUUCUGCUGGAGCUCUCUGAAGAAAAGGAGGAUGUCUAAGCUGUAAAUCUGUAAAUGACGUUUUUCCAGUAUGAUUUUCACUAUAUUUUACCGUACUGCUUUGCGCCCUGACCUCGGAGAUGCCGCUCUCGCCACGCUUUCCGGGCCCUUCCUCUCUAAACUGAUUGUACGGCCGCGGAAUCCUCCGGAAGGGAAGAAGCCAUAGUCUUAAGGCCUUUCCUGGGUUUUCGUCGGAGGGCGUUGCAUGUUUUUAAGGCAUCUCGUUCUGAUCCCCCUCGAGUGGAAUGUAAACUGUUCGCUGUUGUUUAAUGUGGGAUUUCACUGCAAGAGCGGUUCAUACAGGGGUUGCCCCGCAUUGCCUGAAUAAGACCUGCAGUCCCCGAUGUCAUAAAAACAGUAUCAGGAAUGAAAUUAUAUACUGCCUUAACCUUCGGUGUAGGUGUGUGCAUGGUCGCCGGGCCGCCUUCCCGCUGCGGGAUACGAAGGGGAGGGUGCGACUUGUAAUAUUAAGUAUUUUCCGCUCUUUUCUGUUGAGUCCUCCGGAAAGCGAACGGACGGGGGGACGUGUACUCGUUAUUUUAAGGUCCACAAUUAAGGUCAUUCGCUCCUGAGUGCUUUUCAUUAAGUGUUUAUCGUGGGAAACGGACCACGGACACGUUGUGGGUCCCGGUGGUUGACCGUGCAGUACCGCUUCGCUUGUGGGGUUUUCUCAGUGACUUAUGGUUUUGUACUGUACUGUACUGUACUAUACUUUCUUUUCAUGUCCUGUGGACUUGGACAUCCCUCCUGUUCAAGACCCCAGGAUGUGCCCUGGGGGUAACUUUCAGCUUGCCAAUCUUGUUUUAUUUUUUUAUUUUUUUUUUACAUUUUGAAAAUUCAUUAAAUUAUAAUUUAAAAUGCUUUGACUUUCUUUGAAAUAGAAUUGCGUUUACAUGUCAUUUGUAA
Scleropages formosus (Asian bonytongue) is the source of this 3132-nucleotide messenger RNA. Its product is annotated as protein LYRIC-like. Gene Ontology annotation, biological process: regulation of transcription by RNA polymerase II; positive regulation of canonical NF-kappaB signal transduction; negative regulation of apoptotic process. The record is from RefSeq and is a predicted model, not a curated record. NCBI's taxonomy places the organism in Eukaryota, Metazoa, Chordata, Actinopteri, Osteoglossiformes, Osteoglossidae. Bases 81 to 1697 code for a protein of 538 amino acids. Gene Ontology annotation, molecular function: transcription coregulator activity. The transcript is spliced from 11 exons. Gene Ontology annotation, cellular component: nucleus.